Cyprinodon variegatus (sheepshead minnow) is the source of this 3328-nucleotide messenger RNA. It is a transcript of the gene golga7ba, whose product is annotated as golgin subfamily A member 7B-like. Bases 77 to 553 code for a protein of 158 amino acids. The record is from RefSeq and is a predicted model, not a curated record. Lineage: Eukaryota; Metazoa; Chordata; Actinopteri; Cyprinodontiformes; Cyprinodontidae. Gene Ontology annotation, biological process: peptidyl-L-cysteine S-palmitoylation; protein targeting to membrane. Gene Ontology annotation, cellular component: palmitoyltransferase complex. The transcript has 5 exons.
CCUCUGAUCGCCCGAGUCUCACUAAAGCAGAUUUCAGCGGGUGAAGGGGUUCUUCCCCACGAUCACGGAUCGCAACAUGGCGACAGAGUUUCAUAACCUACAGGAGUUGAGGAACAGUGCAUCUCUUGCCAACAAGGUGUUUAUCCAGAGGGACUACAGCGAAGGGACCACGUGCAAGUUUCAAACAAAAUUCCCAUCUGAGCUGGAGAACAGGAUUGAACGGACUUUGUUUGAGGACACUGUGAAGACACUGAACAACUUUUAUGCAGAGGCAGAAAAGAUUGGAGGCCAUUCCUACCUGGAGGGCUGUCUGGCAUGUGUCACGGCUUAUUUGAUCUUCCUCUGCAUGGAGACUCGCUAUGAGAAGGUGUUGAAGAAGAUAGCUAAGUACAUUCAAGAGCAGAAUGAGAAGAUCUACGCUCCCAGAGGUUUGCUCAUCACGGAUCCAAUUGAAAGGGGGAUGCGUGUUAUUGAAAUAUCCAUCUAUGAAGACCGAGGUUCCAGUGGCUCCAGCUCCGGCAGCAGUUCUGUGUCCGGUAGCACCGCUCGAUGACUAGGUGCAAAGCUUGCCCUGCAGGAAAACUUAGGACAAUAAUAACACCCAUAUUCCAACAGCCUUCCCGUUCACACUGAGCACUCACCAGCCUCCAUAAAAAUAUUAGUGUCCAUGACCGCUCAUCACAAACAUUGCUCCACUGCAGACAAGACCCGCACUUUGGUGUUUUUUUUCUUAAAGAUGUGUACAUGUAACAAUGCUAUUCAAAUAGGAUUUACAAAAUCAAUGUAUCAAAGUAAAAAAAUCAAGGAAAAGAAUGGUCCCAAAAGGGUACAUAUGCUUUGCUGUCAUAAAAUGAAGCCCCAUAGUGUACCAGCAUUGUAACUACAAUGAUUUGUACCUUUGUGAUUUCUAUAUCUUUAUGUUCUUGUCAAAAAUUGAAGUAGCUCUGAAUUGUUGAACCUAAUGAAAUCAAUUUAGGAACAGCAGUUAACAUACUUUGCUUUAGAUUGUAGGAGAAGUCUGGAUGCUCUAAAAACAUAUGCAAGCAAGUCUCAGAACAAAUAUUAGCCAAUAUACAAACUUAUUUUCCUAUUAGAAGCUAAAUUAACCACAAACAACAAGCUUAUAGAUUGGUAAAAAUGCUCUAAUAUUUACUGCCAAGUCUUGCAAUACCAAAGAUUCUGAAUGGCUGAUAAGAAGCCAGUUCCUGCUUUGCACCGGUUCUUUAGCCUGGCCAUCCAUACUAAUUUAGCCACUCUACAAAAUAUAUUAGACUUAAUAGGAGCAGGUAGAGCCUGGUUUCAAAUGCUUUUAAUAGAGUCAGCAGAACCAGUUUAGAAUUAAUCAGAAAAGAUGUGAUGCAAAAACCUUUUUUUUGUUUGUUUUUUUAAGGAAAACCUCUUAUAGCAGACAAUUGUUAAAAUUUAAAUGAUAUUUACCGCUAAUUAAGGGCAUCAAUAGAUCACUCCAUUGUAGCUGCAAAAGCUGGAACGAAGCUUGUAUUGCAAUCUCAGUACAUACAAACUCUUGAUGUCCAUGAAAAACCUUUCUGGGGCUUUAUCAGAUUGAAAUUCUCCCCAAAAACAUUUUGGUUGAAUUUAGAAGGAAAGCAGUAUGUUCCUUUUUAUGUUCAAUGGAAAUUUGGAAAGCAUACAAAAGCAGAAAACAUUGAGCAAAAACAAGUAAAACUUACUGAAAUAGAAGACUAAAAUAAAAGUUAAAAGCCAAAAAUUCAAGAACUAAACAGCAUAGAUUUAUGUCCAUUAAAUACAUGAACAGAUACUAAAAACGCAAGGUUAAAGCCUGAAGGAUAAAGAACCUAAGCUCUUACAGCAAAGGCUGUUUGGGUGCACUGCAAAAAGCUUUGAUCGCAAUUACUAUUUUAAACAAUUUUCAAUUAUAUAUUAUUAGACUUUGUGGAGUUUAAAUCCUACUUUACAUUUAAAAUAUAAUAAACAAUCCUUUAUUGAUUCAGAGUGGGGGAGUUACAGCUACAGUUAGGAGCAAGGAGCAUCCUCAGACAAAGGAGGCCUUCUUGAAUACCUUAUCUAACUGCCUUCUCUCAGUUGAUAAGCUACUGGCCCCUAAAUAAACGCAGGGUCAAAAAAGUGUACAGAAGUACCCCCUGGACUCCAAAACAUUUCAGCCCUCUUAGGAGGUAGAUUCUGCUCCGACACUUCCUGAAAGACCUUCCUUUUUGUGACUCCUGUUUAUUGUUCAGGUGAAAACCCAGCUGGAUUUAUUAAUAAGGCUCAGAGGUCAAAAAGGCUGGUUAGUGGAUUCCACAAACAUUGAGUCCCACUAAAAACAUUAUUACAGUGACAUGGCUCAAUGGCUAAAGAAAAGCCAACAUGUCCUUAACUAGUUUUUUAAGAACACCUGCUAGUGAAAGAACUGGUUCUGGUUUUGGUUUAGCUUUGAAACCAACUUAGAGAAAAAGCCUUUUUUUUUUUUUUUUUUGACGUAAGCGUGUACCUAUAUGUUGGAUUAGUUUUGACAACAAUUGCUCAAUGGGACCAUUUUUUACCUCUCUUUUUCUUUUAGAAGUGUUCAAAAGGAUCUAAAAAGUCUAUACAGCCAUAUUUUCUCCAUCUGACUGCACCGUUUCUUAACUUUCCGCCCUCUUCAAGGAAAGACACAAAGAGAAAGGUGCCAAGCCAAAUACAACCACAAGCUUCACCUAACCUUAUACCUCAACUUACACCAAGUAGCUGCACAACAAAGAUCCCCUUGCCAAUCCGGAUGCUUUGCUGACCUCAUUCAAAUUAGCUCUGCACAUCGGGAAGAGGAUUUUUGUAAACAUUGUGUUUUCUGUGAUUCAAACUGACUCCAGAGACAUUUUUACUCAGUGAAAAGUUCACUUGCCAAAACCUCACAUGACCAGUGUUGAGAAUUUCCCUUUUCUUUGACCUCCUUUUUAAACACUGCGCAAAGGCAGAUGAAUGUCAAACUAUUCAAGUUUAUAAUGUAGCAGAUUCUCUGUACUUUUCACUCUUAAAUCUUCAUUUUUCUUUUGAAGGCAUGCAGACACCUGCAGUUUAUGAGAAGCAACCUUCUCUGUUUUAAUGAGCCAGACUCUUCCUAUAAUUAGAUUAUGCAAGGACUCACUGUGAGUUAGGUUGGAUGUAAGGAGGGGAACGAUGGAUCAAAAAGUCUUCCUAAAUCUUUAUUUUAAAGGUACAGCUGCCCUUCCCUGAUUCAUGGACACACUUCCAAAGAACAUUAAAUGUCUAAAGUGAAUGUCACUUUUAUUUUGUGAAAGUACGUGUUUUCAUAUUGAUAGUUGAAACAUGUGGCAUAAAAGUCUAAAUAUGUGUCAAAUAAAACUGU